Pipistrellus kuhlii (Kuhl's pipistrelle) is the source of this 948-nucleotide messenger RNA. RefSeq names its product LLP homolog, long-term synaptic facilitation factor (gene LLPH). The record is from RefSeq and is a predicted model, not a curated record. Gene Ontology annotation, biological process: dendrite extension. Gene Ontology annotation, molecular function: RNA binding. The transcript has 3 exons. Lineage: Eukaryota; Metazoa; Chordata; Mammalia; Chiroptera; Vespertilionidae. The coding region runs from base 124 to 507 and encodes 127 amino acids. Gene Ontology annotation, cellular component: nucleolus.
GGCUCCCAGAGUGCAACGCGCCGGGGGGCGGGACGGUGUGAAGCGGCGGCCCGGAAGGCGGAAGUGCCGAGCUUCCGGUCGUCUGGAGCGUGUGUGCCGUUAAGGUUGAACCUGAGAUAAAAUAUGGCUAAAAGCUUGCGGAGUAAGUGGAAAAGGAAGAUGCGUGCUGAAAAGAGAAAAAAGAAUGCCCCAAAGGAGCUUAACAGACUUAAAAAUAUUCUUAAAGCAGAUACUGAUGUUUUAAUGAAAGAUGUUCAUGAGAUAGCAACUGUGGUGGUCCCCAAACAUUCUGAAGAGAAAACCCAUUGUGUGGUGAAAGAUGACAAAGAUGACAUGAAAAUGGAGACUGACAUUAAGAGAAACAAAAAGAGUCUUCUAGACCAGCAUGGACAAUAUCCCAUAUGGAUGAACCAGAGGCAAAGAAAAAGGCUGAAGGCAAAGCGAGAAAAAGCAAAGGGGAAAAGCAAAGCAAAAGCAGCAAAGGCGGCUAAGGGUUUGGCCUGGUAGACUUUUGAAAACUUGAAAAGUGCCCCAUGGGACAGAUCUUUGAUCAGAAUGUAUACACCUGUUUCAGCUUCUAUCAAAUGAAAACCUUGCUUUCGUUUUUUAACUGGGCCUUUUUUUUCAAACCCAACAUAACAUCUCAAAUUUGUUUUAGGAAUUUGAAUAAAAUACUGCCUUCUGUGAAUGAAAGCUGUACUUACAUUUAAGUUGGAUGCUAUCUAAUAUACAGGGAUUGGAUUACCAGACAUCAAAAUUCUAUCAAAUAUUAAUGUGGUUGUGGUUUUUGGUUUUAGUAAAGAUAAGUGAUAUUAUACUAACUCAAAUUAAAGAAGAAGAAUUAGUGUUAUUUUAAAAUGUAAUGUCAGUGGAUCUUAUGAGAAGUACUUAUUUGGAGUUUUGAAUUUGUAUAAUUCAUAAUAAAAGGUAUUUUGUUUAGAUUGUGAA